UCCCGAAAAAGCCACGCGCAAAACAAGCUCCAAGUAUACAAAACUCCAGUACAAUGUACGGUAACUCGCGGUAUUCCCGACACCAGACGCACUACUCGGCGUCGCCCUCCAAGUACAACCACCCGCAGUACUCGUCCCCUACCAAGUACAGCGCCUACGACGGCUACUCUUCACCAGUCAAGCCUACGUCCUACCAGCAGCGCAGCUACGCCGAGUACUAUUCAUCUCCUAGCAGCCCUACGUACUACAACCAGCAGGAGUACUACAACUCGGGCGCGUCCACGGCAUCCUCGUCCUCCCAGGAAGGUCCGUUCUACGCUGAUGAACUGGACGAACUGGACGACUACACUAUGGGCCUCGCCAGCCCAGAUAUGACGACGGUGCCCACUGUCCCCACGCCGGUAAAGCUCAGCAAGUACGAGCUCGGCAAGACUCCGUCCGGUAGAGUCAUGGUCACUGCGGGCAACCAAACCAUCGAGUUCUUCUCAUGCGCAGUCAACGCACCGCUCUCGCGGUGUAUGAUCGUGCAGGAGUAAAGCAAAGUGCGGGAGAGAGUCUGGUGCUUACACGGUAGAACGAGCCGUACCUCCUCCUUCUGCAACUGCUCGUUGCGUUUGCCGCGGGUGUUCCCAGAGAUGUUUUUUAUUUAAAUUACCUCGCCCUCCUUCUGGAGGAGCCCGACGUCAGCCACAAAGUGUACCAUUAUGAAGGUUGUUGGGUUCCUCCCUGUACAAGAGAUGAAGAUGAAGAAGGAGUCGAGUAGUUCAAGCCCCCCCCACCUCAGUCAAAACCCCUCCAAGCGCCGCCCCCAGUCGAAGUCGGCCGCUCGCCCUCUCGUGUGAUCGUCGCGUGUAUCUACGAAACUUAUCAGGCUCUUAUGAAUCGCCUCCGCUUUUGUUGUAGAACUACGAAGUAUAUAGUACUAUGAUUGCCACUGAUGAAUAUGAAGAACAAGACGUCAUAUUGUCCACACAA
Molecule: messenger RNA, 975 nt
Organism: Phytophthora nicotianae INRA-310
Lineage: Eukaryota; Oomycota; Peronosporomycetes; Peronosporales; Peronosporaceae
Exons: 1
Coding region: 54-536 (160 amino acids)
Source: RefSeq, a predicted model, not a curated record